Messenger RNA from Diabrotica balteata, 963 nucleotides. The record is from the annotation of a GenBank genome assembly. Lineage: Eukaryota; Metazoa; Arthropoda; Insecta; Coleoptera; Chrysomelidae.
AUGGCAUCAUUUUUGAAUCAAAGCAUAUCACGUGGACAAAAAUUGGUUAUGAUGACUAUGAACACUGAAACUUUAGAAAGUAAUGAACAAGAUGUUUUAUCUACAAUUUACAAUAUUAACUGCAAUCUACAAGAUGAUAGUGAACUAGACAGAAAUAAAUCUUCUCAUACAUACCUUAAUAAAUCGUUAGAUACUCCGACAAACAGUAAUAAUAAAAGUCAUAUGGAGUACUCUGUUCUACAUAUUCAAGAUGAUACUUGUCAGGAGCUUACGAGAUAUAAUAUGGACGAAAAAACUUACAGUGUUCUAGAUCCUGUAUUUUACAAUGACCAAAAUAUCUUACAUGACCAAGCACACGAAAAUAUACAAAUUGAAAUCAUCGAUCAACGUUAUGAUUUUAGUCCAGAUAAAAUCAAUGAAAUCACUAAUAAGCAUAAUACGAAUAUACUGCAAAAAACCAACAACAACAGUGAUGGAUAUUUAGUUAUAGAAGACCAAAAUCUAGAAGGAAACUAUUCACUGAAAAUUAAUGGAUCUGUAGACCAUACACGACCAGAGGAAUGCGAAGGUGAAUCAAACUGUCAAGAUGACCUAAAUGAAAUAGAAUAUAUUGAAGGACACCGUGACUUAGAAGAAAAUGAAAAUGAAAGUGAAAAUUCAGUGACCAAUUCUCCCAUUAAUAAAAAAAGAAGAAAAGGGUUCAACCCAGGAAGUUGGAAAAGAAAUGUGACAAAAAAUAAAAGAAUGUGCGGCGAACAAUACAUCGGCUAUCAAAGAUCUACUACCGGUGAAUGUACUUCAAUAGACCCAACCGUAGUAUCUAAAAUUUGGAAACACAUUUGUUAUGAGGUAACACUCAUUCGACCAGAAACGUUAAGUGAAAUGUUGAAACAAUUUAAGAACCGCCUUGGAGAAUGCCAAGAAUUAAAAGAAUGCACUUUCAACAAAAAAUUGAAUUCUUAG